AUGGCCGAGCUCUUCUCAUCAUCCAGCUGGUGCCAAUCAAGUUCGGAGCUGUUCGCGCCGGCCGAGGCCAAUACCGCAGAACGAAAUCAAAAAUUACCUGUUGCCAGAAUACUGAGACCCAGAACCUCCCCCCAAACAUAUCUCCAAAGCAGCUCGUCAGGCUUGGUCAUGGAUGAAUUCGACUUCAAUUUGGCGCCUCCUGAGUUUCAGGAGAUAAGAUGGGUGGUGGGCUCGAUUUUCAUCGUCUCGGGAACAGGAUGGCUGGUGAACUACUUCACCACGAUCCGGACGGCCUUGCGCGAUCGCACCUCUGGAGUGUCCCUGUUUUCACUGUGCAAUAAUCUUGCCUGGGAAACGGUGUUUGCUGUGAUUCAUCGCCCACCCCAUCUGGUUGCGGCUGCCGUCAUUACCCUAUGGCUGCUGGUCAAUGUUUACGUGAUCUACGUCUCUGUGAAGUUUGCGCGCGAAUCCGGGCCUCAUUCGUCUCCAUUGGUGAGGUAUCUACCUGCAAUCACGGUGCUGGGUUUUUUGGGCUUCCUGUCGGGUCAUAUUGCUCUGGCGAUGCAUCUGGGUCCAACGAAAGCUCUUUACUGGGGAGGGAUGAUUUGCCAAGUAACAUUGAGUGCAAGUGCGCUGAGCCUACUCAUUGAGCGAGGGCAUACGCGUGGUGCUUCCUUUGGCAUGUGGCUCUCUCGAUUCACUGCGUCCAGUUUUGGUGUACCCGGGCUUUUUGUUCGUGCUGUGUAUUGGCCUUCCGCAUGGGGCUGGGCGAAUAGCAUCCUGAUGAGGUGGCUUUCAGGCGCUUUUUUUGUCUUGGAUAUCUCGUACGGGAUUGUCUACUACUAUAUUGCUCGCUCGGAACGUCAAGCACUUGGUGGGCGUAGUACGAUUAAGCGGGAGUAA
Aspergillus tanneri is the source of this 903-nucleotide messenger RNA. RefSeq lists its product as uncharacterized. NCBI's taxonomy places the organism in Eukaryota, Fungi, Ascomycota, Eurotiomycetes, Eurotiales, Aspergillaceae. The transcript has 3 exons. The coding region runs from base 1 to 903 and encodes 300 amino acids. The record is from RefSeq and is a predicted model, not a curated record. Gene Ontology annotation, molecular function: lyase activity.